Colossoma macropomum (tambaqui) is the source of this 589-nucleotide messenger RNA. RefSeq names its product chromosome unknown C10orf53 homolog (gene cunh10orf53). The record is from RefSeq and is a predicted model, not a curated record. The transcript is spliced from 3 exons. Bases 172 to 465 code for a protein of 97 amino acids. NCBI's taxonomy places the organism in Eukaryota, Metazoa, Chordata, Actinopteri, Characiformes, Serrasalmidae.
AGUUUUGAGGACCGCCUUCCUGAAGUCUCGUGACUCACAGCUGUUGCUAGGGAAACAGAACACAGGCCACGCGGCACGGAUUCUGGGAAGACUCCUCGUCAACACAGGGAGCGGUUGGCUGAAGUUUUGUGGUCGGUUAAUUAGUGAGUUCCAGCACAGGAAUCUCAGAUUAUGCCUGAGACUUCACUGGUCAUUAUUCGAUACGGUCCUUACGAAUCGUGUGGUGUUGUUGACCACAGGACGUUCCGCCUGGAAGGUCUCCAAGCGGUACUGAAAGACUGCGGCCACUCUUAUGCUCUAGAGAAAAUACCUGAUUGGAACCGGGUGGAGCUCGUGGUCAACGGAGAAUGCGUUUAUAAAUGCCACAUCAAUGACCUAGAAUUUGGUGGUGAUGGACGACUUGAUCCUUUAUGUCAACAGGCCACAGAAGCAGUAAAGAAUGCAUACCAGCAACAGAAAAUAUGACAUGCAAGUGUGCUGCUAAAAAAAUACAAACAAAUGGAAUGAUUUGUGACACUACCUUUAUUAAAUUAUUGCAAGUAUUGGAAGUGUUAUUGCUUAGCAGUGCUAAGAAGUAGCCAAGGCUGUA